Messenger RNA from Parnassius mnemosyne (clouded apollo), 1209 nucleotides. Lineage: Eukaryota; Metazoa; Arthropoda; Insecta; Lepidoptera; Papilionidae. The record is from the annotation of a GenBank genome assembly.
AUGUCGUAUCAGUCUAGUGUAGCUCAAGAUACUUUAGCUGCAGCUCAAUUAGAAAUGGCCGGCAACCCAAAUGCUUUGGCUCUUCGUCGGCCAUUCGAUCCGGUGGCUCAUGACUUAGAAGCGAGUUUUCGAUUGACAAGGUUUGCAGAUCUCAAAGGAAGAAGUUGCAAAGUACCUCAAGAUGUGCUCGGUAAACUUGUGGAAUCGCUGCAACAAGAUUAUUCACAACAAGAACAAGAUCAAUUUAUGCAUGUGGCGAUCCCGCGCAUCGGCAUAGGUUUGGAUUGCUCAGUAACACCACUUAGGCAUGGUGGUUUGUGCUUGGUGCAAACAACCGACUUCUUUUAUCCUCUGGUUGACGACCCAUACAUGAUGGGGAAAAUUGCCUGUGCUAAUGUUUUGAGUGAUCUAUACGCUAUGGGUGUUACGGAGUGUGACAAUAUGCUGAUGUUACUCGGUGUGUCUACUAAAAUGACGGAAAAGGAACGUGACGUUGUCAUUCCCCUUAUCAUGCGCGGUUUCAAAGAUUCUGCGUUAGAAGCCGGAACUUCAGUUACUGGCGGGCAAACUGUAAUCAAUCCAUGGUGCACAAUUGGUGGGGUUGCUACUACCAUCUGUCAGCCAAAUGAAUAUAUUGUUCCGGAUAAUGCCGUUAUGGGUGACGUUUUGGUGCUAACAAAGCCUCUCGGUACUCAGGUGGCUGUAAAUGCACAUCAGUGGCUUGAUCAACCUGAACGCUGGAACCGAAUCAAACUUGUGGUUUCUGAAGAAGAUGUACGAAAAGCAUAUCACCGUGCUAUGGAUUCUAUGAGUAGACUCAAUCGUAUUGCUGCUAGACUCAUGCACAAAUACAAUGCUCAUGGUUCUACUGAUGUCACAGGUUUUGGCCUUCUUGGACAUGCCCAAAAUCUAGCUUCACAUCAAAAGAACGAAGUAUCCUUUGUUAUUCAUAAUUUACCAGUGAUUGCUAAAAUGGCAGCUGUAGCUAAGGCAUGUGGCAAUAUGUUUCAACUACUUCAAGGACAUGCACCUGAGACAUCUGGUGGGUUGCUGAUUUGUCUCCCUCGUGAACAAGCUGCUGCAUAUUGCAAAGACAUUGAGAAGCAAGAAGGCUAUCAGGCUUGGAUCAUUGGAAUUGUAGAGAAGGGUAACCGUACUGCCCGCAUUAUUGACAAACCCCGAGUCAUUGAAGUGCCAGCUAAAGAUUAG